AUGUUUCAAUCAUUGAAAUGGCAAUCCACAACAUAUCAACCUCUUCUCUCUCAACAAGUGUUAGAGAUGCCCAUUGCUGAUGGCUUUUCAGAAUCGGACACUCUUUCAAAUAUUUCCAUAUCGGAACACUUGGAAAAGAAUACCUCAAGAAUUAAUAAUCAACAACAGACGAGCUCGUCUUCUUCGGAUGAUCAUUGUCCUAUUCAAGUAGAACAUGUAACGGAAUUGGAACUUCCUAAAAAACCAGUUCUGUUACUUCACAACGUUUUGUUGAAAGAUGAAUGUAAAUUAAUGAUUGAAUUGAGCGAGAAAAUGGGUUAUGAAGAUGCUGAUUCCUAUUGUUUCGCCUACAAUGAUCGUUACAAUGACAGAUUAAUGGUCGAUGAUCAAAAACUGACCGAUUUGAUUUGGAAUCGAGUGAAAGAUCACUUACCACAAACCAUUGAUGGAAUGUCAUUGAAGGGAUUAAAUUCUAGAUGGAGAUUGUGUAAAUAUAAGGCAGGACACUAUUUUGGAGUGCACACCGAUGGCACCUAUAUGGACCGUAAAACGAAUAGUGUCAGUCGUUUGACAUUUAUGAUUUAUUUGAACUCGCAGCUUGAAGGAGCAUACACUGGAGGUGCCACUAUUUUCUAUGAUCGAAAGAGAGAUGAAAAAGCACGAAUUGUACAACCUUCUGGAACUACUAUUGUAUUUUUACAGGAAGAUAUGGACAUGCUGCAUUGUGGACAAAAGGUUAGCAGUGGUGUAAAAUAUAUUUUGAGAACGGACGUCAUGUACAGCAAGGUUAAGGCACAAAACUAG
Molecule: messenger RNA, 804 nt
Organism: Naegleria lovaniensis
Lineage: Eukaryota; Heterolobosea; Eutetramitea; Acrasida; Naegleriidae
Exons: 1
Coding region: 1-804 (267 amino acids)
Biological process (GO): peptidyl-proline hydroxylation to 4-hydroxy-L-proline
Cellular component (GO): endoplasmic reticulum
Molecular function (GO): L-ascorbic acid binding; iron ion binding; procollagen-proline 4-dioxygenase activity
Source: RefSeq, a predicted model, not a curated record